Dermacentor andersoni is the source of this 5568-nucleotide messenger RNA. RefSeq names its product epidermal retinol dehydrogenase 2. NCBI's taxonomy places the organism in Eukaryota, Metazoa, Arthropoda, Arachnida, Ixodida, Ixodidae. The record is from RefSeq and is a predicted model, not a curated record. Gene Ontology annotation, molecular function: oxidoreductase activity, acting on the CH-OH group of donors, NAD or NADP as acceptor. Gene Ontology annotation, cellular component: lipid droplet.
GCGAGAGGCGACAGUGGCGAGAAAGUUUCCUGCUCCGUACGGGACCCGUUGUGACGUGCAGAGAGAGAGAGAGAGAAAACGAACGCGAGUGAGAGGGAGACAGCGUGUUUCGACGGAAAGGGGCCCUCAGCUGCCAAGUUUAUCACAGCGUGCGCGGCGUCGGGCCGUGAACGAACAGACCGGGGGAGCAAACGCCGACGGGGCUUGCUGCCGAGUUGAGCCGUUCUCUGGAUCUCCGAGUGAGUACGUACUCGGGGGUGUGGUAUAGCAACAGCAGUCUCGUUGGAGAGCGAAGAGGAUCAGCCAGCGCCAUGGAGGUGUCGGGCAACAAGGUGUGGCACAUCGCGUACAAUUUGUUUCUCGUGCUGUACUACAUCGCCGAGGCGAUCGUGAUGAAGUUCGUGCCGCGCAAGUACCUGCAUCGCAAGAGCGUGGCCUGCGAGACGGUGCUGGUGACGGGCGCCGGCAGCGGCAUCGGCCGCCUGCUUUCGCUACGGUUCGCGCAGCGCGGGGCGCGUCUAGUGCUCUGGGACAUUGACCGGGCGGGCAACGAGGAAACGGCGCGCCUGAUCCGCGAAGCCGGCGGCAAGGCCUGGCCCUACGUGUGCAACGUGGCCGAGAGCAAGACCGUGUACGAGACCGCGGCCCGGGUCCGCGAGGAGGUCGGUCGCGUCGACAUCGUCGUCAACAACGCCGGCGUCGUGUCUGGAAAGCGGCUUCUCGACCUGCCCGACGAGAUGAUCGUGCGGACUUUCCAGAUCAACACCCUGGCCCACUACUGGGUGGUGAAGGCGUUCCUUCCGGACAUGAUGGCCGCGAAUCACGGCCACAUCGUGUCCAUCGCGUCGCUGGCCGGACUGGGCGGUGUGUGCCGGCUGACCGACUACUGCGGCUCCAAGUUCGCCGCGGUGGGCUUCCAGGAGUCGCUGGCCAUGGAGAUGGCCACCGAGGGCUGCACGGGCAUUCGCUUCACCACCGUGUGCCCCUUCUUCAUCAACACGGGCAUGUUCGCCGGCGUGGAGCCGGGCGUGUUCGGCUUCCUGCGGCCCGAGUACGUGGCCGACGAGACGAUCGAAGCGGUGCUCAGGGACAAGCCUUUGCUCAUCAUGCCCAGGGUCUUCUACUCGCUGGUCGCGCUCAAGACGAUACUACCGGUCAGCGCGAUUGUGGCGCUCUCCCGGGGUCUCGGUGGAUUCGAGGUCAUGGACAAGUUCAUAGGACGUGGCAUCGCAGCAAAGGCCUGAGCAUCGGGCGAAGCAAGCCGUCACAUCACUUGGGGACCGGAGAAACAUCUUCUGCGACUUUCUUUUUCUUUUCUCUCUAUUCUUUUUUUUUCUAUCUAUUCCACUUUCACGUCACAGCUGUUUGCCCCCACAGUGGUUUUCAAGCGCCUUUCGGUUCCGGUUCGCACGCAGCUGGGCAUUGCGCAUGACCAAUCAAGCAUCCACAACGCAAUGAAGCGACGGACGCAUGUUGCGUUUGUCCGCUACGGGGCUGGCCACCGUCUGACUUUUUUCACCUAGUUAUACGUGUAGCUCUCUAGGGACAUCAAGCGAGAGUAUAUAUAAUUAAGGGGGCGGUGUUUGUGCUAGUUAUAGAGGGUUAUUUCGGCAUAGUUACAGCCUCGCGAUGGGGGUUUCUUCCGCUUCUGUUGUCGCUCCCGUUGUACGCAAGCUCGAAGCUGUCUCUGCCGUGAGAGGCAGAUUCACACGAUCCAAAGAAACUUCCCAUAGCAGAUGUUUGCGGUGGCUAUAUACGGUCCUUUCUUUCGUCACAUUUAUAGGCCGACCUCGCCCCAGAUAUCAGGGAAUGCCAGUGGACGCCGGAUAUGCGCGCGUAAAUAAAUAUGUGUUUACAUGGAGCAACGUAGCGCAUUUGCGCUUGAAAUGUAACUGUAAGGACGCGUACCCAGCGCGACAUUCAGGACACGUAACCCUUGGGUUCACAAAAGACGUGCUGGUUAUUGGCGGUUGACACUGGGUGCAGAUGCUUUGUUAUCGGAUACUACUUUUCGAGGAUUUGAUGCCAUUUUGGGUUAUUACUGCAUAGAGCACGGAUAUUACUGCUCCGUGCAAGCUGGACGGUAUAGUAACGACUCUUUCGUGAUGACCAUUACUUUGCUGCGUUAGUGCAGCAGUCACAUGUUCUCGUGCGUACUUUUGUGCGAGUCGGAACCGAAAGCUCCUGUUAGCGCACCUUGGCGCAUCUGGGUUCCGAGCCUUCCAUCCCUAUACUUGACAAUAGCGCAAGCAACAGAUGAAGACAAAGAAUUGGUGACACGCGCGCACGAGGACCGUACAGGCACCGAGGAGCAUGUGGAAGACACACACGCACACAGAACUGUACGUGUAGCUUCUGGUAUUUUUCGACCUCGUAUUGUUUGCGCUAUUGCCAAGGAGGGGUUCACGAAUCACUGACGCGUCCAAACUGCCGUCCUUUCUGUGCCUUCGCUGCCGCUCAGGCAGUUUCACUUCGCCUUGCGACGCGUACGGUAUCUGGAAUGCGAGGAACGUCCGAUGGACGGAAAGCUUACUGGAUUUUUGUUUGACUCGAGUCCCUUCUAAGCAGGAAAGCAACGAUUUCAUGUGUGUCUGACUUGUAGCGCGCAUACGCACCUGCAUGAUUGAAAAACAUAAAAAAAAAGACAUUGCUGUUAAAGGUGCCGCCGUGUCUGAUAUGAAUAGCAGAGCGGAGAAAGCGUGAUAAGCUGUGGGGGUAGAUAUAUACCGGCGACUGUGCAGUAGAAAGAAAAUAAGCUUUACGAAUCUUGAGCAACACAUGCAGCGUAAUGCAUGACGUCAUUUGGACAAUGUUUGAUUGGUGUGAGGAUGAAAACCCUAUCGUUCGCAUCACUUAGCAAGCUGGCUUAUCUAUGGAAGCCAUGCUGUGAACUUCGUAGUACAAACCUCGCGUGCAUAUGGCAGCGAUAGCAGGUCAGCAAGCAGGCGCCUCUUUUCAGCAGAUGACAUAGAGUCGCGUCUUCACUAUACAAUCGCAUAGCUCCAUGUAUAGUCUUGUACAUAUAGUGCUGUAGAUAGUAGGCUAAAACAAUUUCAGUGUAGAUUUCGCAAGUUCUGAGGAACUGCCAGAAGCACUUACAAUAUAUACUAGUAUGUUUCUGUACUUUCCUUUACUUUAAGAAGCAUUGUUAAGGCGAGACACGCAAGCACGACAGGUGCACCGAAGGACGAAGUUAGGUGCACCGAAGGACGAAGUUAGGAGAGAUUAUGUUCUUACGAAGCUACGCACACAAAGAGCAGUGAUGUUUGCUUGUAGCUGAUAUAGAAACAUUGUGGAGUAGACGUUUUCUAUUAAUAAAGUGUAGCCUAUCUUCGCGUUUUACUAUAUAUCUGUAGUUGCCACAAAGACAAAAAAUAAACGUAAUGCAACACAAUAGCUGUGCAAUAACAAACCACCGCGUACAACUUCACUUUGACCUCAAGGCACGCACCUGUAGCGCUUCUUCUUGCACGCAUUGGGAAGAUGGCGUAACCGCCAACAGUGACACUCGAAUCUGCCUCGAGUAGAACUCCGGCAUGUGUUAACGUUAUACAUGUUUGCGCUGCGCUAAACAAAUUCAAGUUCUAGAACGAUGCUCCGCUCAACACUCCACCUCGACUGAAGCAAGUUGAUGGCAGCGCCGCCGCCGCACUUCAGACACUGCCCGGCAAUAUUGAGAAGCGUAUAGUAUCUUAUUCAGUCGAUAGAUGGCGCUUUGUUUUGAGGAAGAGAAAAGAAGGAUUAGAAGAUGUGCGUAAAAAAACGCUCGAAUGAAAAGCAUGCAUAGCAUACCCGAUUAACUCGAGCAGGCUAGGUGACUAUUUCUCAUCGCGCCGUUUCAAAGAGGAUGCCCGUAAAUCAUCAUCAUCAUCCCCGAUGGGAGGAAGCUGCCGAUAAUUGUUUGAGAGAAUAUGGGGGCCAAUGCAUGAACGGAGCCUUCAAACGUGCCUUAUUCUAUAGCCUGUUGACCAGCAAAUAGUGCUUUCUAUACGUUCUGUUUUAUCACGGAAAGGGUGUGGCGCCGCGGCUUCACUCUGUAGCAUCCGAAUAGCACAGACUGUUACGCAGCAAGUUGGUCACGUGUGCAGUUGUUACAGACCUGCCACUAUGGUUGCCGUAGACGCUAAAAUUUUUUUACCCUCCUUCGACUUUUCUUGUGCCGAAACAAAAAUCGUCAAAUGUCUUGCGUGCACUUCCAUUCCUUAGCGCCGCGCGCCCAACACUUUCUUUCAGGAGCGCAAUGUCACGCCGUCCGCGCAUGCCGCUCGUGACCUUAAAACUCGCACCGGCGGCGCAUCGUUAACGAAAUGAAUUGAACGCAAGAUGAAUGACGAUUUUUCUUUGAGGACAAGCUAGGCCCCAAAGGGUGCAAGUUUCUCUUAAGAGUCUAUAGGGCAGGAGCUGAGCUGUAGGGAUGCAAAUACAGACGUUUUAAACGCGAUAGCGUUAAGGGCUCCCGUGUUACAGAAAAGCCGGUGUCGGCGGCGUUGUCCGUCAGAUAAGGUCACCCCGAACCACAACCACGCAGACCCUCCGCGUGGCGCAUAGGAGUUGAAUCUCUCAAAGUGAAUUGCGUCGGAAAAUACGUAAAGUCUGACUUAAACACAACCUGCAGACAAAAUAUCGUCGUAUUGUAAUUUCAAUAUACGAGAAAAUAAAUGGAAUAUACGAGAAAAGAUAAUUCUGCUGCGCGGAAACUCAAACACAAGCCCCUCUUUUCCUUGCUUACGGGGGUGUGAGCCAUCGACCAGUCACUAUAGUAGCCUCCGCCUUACGUGGGUAAGAGCCAUUGCUGUGCCUUUCACUGCCGCCAUGGAUCGGCCCACCAGUCUUAUCUAUCAGGCCCCAUGUCGCAGAAUAUCCGGUGUCGGUGUCAACGGGGCCCGAUAACGCUAUCGCGUUCUGUUUUUCAAGGUAAUCCAACCCAUUUUGACUUCUGCUUUUUUUCUUGCGUAGUCUACUGUGUGUGCUGAAUUGCGGCAACCUCCUUCGCGACAUGAAGAUAAUUUUUUAGCGUAACGCCGAAUGUCAGCUUUCUUUGCGAACAAGGCCAUACACUAUACCGUCCAUGAUGAGUCACUGGAAAUUAGCCACAGCGGUAUGUUUCCGUCAGGCAACCGUAGUGACCGAAACUGCUUCUGCACUCGUAUUCGCACUACCAAAUACGCUGCACAUUAUUUUUCGUGAAAGAAAACGGAAGUUAUAUUUGAUUCAAAUGUUGUGAAUUGGACGAUUUUCUUAAGAGUAGAUUCGAUUGAAAGUUGAGAGGCUCCGACAGGUGCAUUUUGGGGCAUGGUGAAGUUAACAUGCAGGGCGCAGCGCAUAUAUAUAUAUAUAUAUAUAUAUAUAUAUAUAUAUAUAUAUAUAUUGCUGAUCACUUCUGCUAUUCUGGGCACACUGUGCACACGAUUAUGCCAUACUUUCUGAGAAGGCAGUCACGAUCGAUGACAGUUUUGUCGCUUAGAAUUAGUACGCAAGAAUGUUUUUGUUCGCUCUCCUGUACAUAGUCUUUCCUACGAAACACAUGGAAGGUUAACAGCGUUGAAUAAAAUGUUUUGUACAUGGGUU